AUGUCUGCCGCUGUGACCAGUCCUACCUUGGAAGCUGCUCUAGCUCACAUGGGUACUGUGUCUCCCACAGCCGCGCAACGCCGUGCGAUUCCCUCCAUGCGAGCCGGUAACGAUGUGGUGGCGGUGGCGCCUACAGGUUCUGGUAAGACGCCUGCUUAUGCCGUUCCUUUACUUUCAGAGUUACUGUCCGGGAGUCGGGCGCCAAAUCGUUCAGCCCCACAUGCGUUGGUGCUAGCCCCAACACGAGAGCUUGCGGAGCAGCAAGCCCGCAUGCGCGCAUGCGGCACGCUUGCCGUAGAGCGAUAUCGAACAGGCGAAGUGUGGGUUCUGAUCGCAAUAGAUGUAUUGGCACGCGGGUUGGAUUUUGUAGCGGUAGAGAGCGUGGUGAACUACGACAUGCCGAUUAGCGCAUCGGCAGACGUGCAUAGAAUCGGAAGAACAGGGAGGAACGGGCGAAAAGGGACGGCAGUGACGCUGUUCACUAGGGAGGAUCGAGUAUUGCUAGGUCCUGUUCUGGAAGUGGCAGAGGUGAGUGGAGCAGACGUGCCAAAGUGGGCGUUGAAACUCAAAGGCGUGAGAAAAGAUGUGGUGAGGAGAAUGGAGAAGAGACCACCAACGCGGAAGGGAAUUGGGGGACCUAAUCGUGGAAGCAUUGGAAAACGACACAAACAGGAAAAGAGGUUGGAGUCGGGGAGUCGGACUGAGGAGGGCGUAGCGAAUCGACAAGUGACGGGAAGAAAAGAAAUUCAGCGACAAGGGGAAAACAGACGAGGAGGAAGAAAAGGGGUGCAAGCGAUGGGUCUCAAUGUUGCCACUGGUUUUGAAGAGGAAGAGUAUGAAUGA
Chondrus crispus (carragheen) is the source of this 843-nucleotide messenger RNA. Its product is annotated as DEAD box RNA helicase, putative. The transcript is spliced from 2 exons. The record is from RefSeq and is a predicted model, not a curated record. Bases 1 to 843 code for a protein of 280 amino acids. NCBI's taxonomy places the organism in Eukaryota, Rhodophyta, Florideophyceae, Gigartinales, Gigartinaceae. Gene Ontology annotation, molecular function: ATP binding; nucleic acid binding.